Molecule: messenger RNA, 939 nt
Organism: Trichechus manatus latirostris (Florida manatee)
Lineage: Eukaryota; Metazoa; Chordata; Mammalia; Sirenia; Trichechidae
Product: NUT family member 2G-like
Exons: 6
Coding region: 1-939 (312 amino acids)
Source: RefSeq, a predicted model, not a curated record
AUGAAUCCUGAUGCCUCCAUACCUCCUUUCACUGAACUGCCCUUUCCCCCAACCACUCCUGAACCCCUACACCGAACACCCUGGCAGCAGUACUCGCUGCCCCUCAUGACUUCAUCAUGCCCUCCUGGUGUCCCUCUGGGACUCUCUGUUAUCCCCAGGACACUGCUGCUGCCAGGAGUUGGGGACUCUGGCCCCACUGGAGCCAGGCCUGGCAAGGUCAUUGUCCAAGAAAGUCUGGACAGCACACAAUCCAGGCCUUUGCUGGAUGACUCCUCCUGUAACCCCAAGAGUGUUUACGAGAACUACCAACAUUGGCAAAGCUUCAAGUCCCUGGCCCGGAGGCACCAUCCCCACAGUCCUGAUACAGAAGCUCUUUCCUGCUUUCUCAUCCCAGUCCUCCGAUCCCUGGCCCGACUGAAGCCCACCAUGACUCUGGAGGCGGGACUGUGGAGAUCCGUGCAGGAAUGGGAGCGCAAAAGUAACUUUGACCGGAUGAUCUUCUACGAGAUGGCAGGAAAGUUCAUGGAGUUUGAGGCAGAGGAGGAGUUACAGAUUCAGAAGUUGCAGCAGAGGAAUGUGUCUGUGUGCCUGCCUCCUCCAUCUCCAUGGAAUCUUGAUCCUCAAAGGCCUUCAUCUACUGUGGUUGGCCAGCACUCAGCCACCGUUGAGCCAGAUGGAACAUAUCAAGAAGAAGAAAAUGAGCAACAGCAGGAAGAGAAUGGGACAUACCCAGACCUGGGACUCCUGAGUUACAUAGACAAGCUGUGUUCACAGGAAGCAUUUAUUACCAAGGUGGAAGCAGUUAUUCAUCCUCGAUUUCUGGAAAUGUUACUAUCACCAGAAUCACAGGUAGAUCCCGUGUCCUUAACACAGGAGCUGGAGAAAGAGGAAGGACUCACUCUCACCCAGGUAAACCAGAGGAGGAAGGGAGAAUCAUAA